Molecule: messenger RNA, 2883 nt
Organism: Bacillus rossius redtenbacheri
Lineage: Eukaryota; Metazoa; Arthropoda; Insecta; Phasmatodea; Bacillidae
Product: transient receptor potential channel pyrexia-like
Exons: 2
Coding region: 138-2465 (775 amino acids)
Biological process (GO): monoatomic ion transport; transmembrane transport
Cellular component (GO): membrane
Molecular function (GO): monoatomic ion channel activity; protein binding
Source: RefSeq, a predicted model, not a curated record
UCCCCCAACACCACCGACAUGCUGGGCCGGUGAGUUGUCAUGCCCGCUACACAGGGCUGCUCAUUGCAGCCUAGACCGGCAACCAGCCUGCCCUGGCUGCAGUUCUGGACGCUGGCAGCUCCCCCAACACCACCGACAUGCUGGGCCGGAGCGCGCUGCACCUGGCGGCCGCCAGCGGCGCGGCGGGCUGCGCAGACCUGCUGCUGCGGAGAGGGGCGAGCGUGCGGGCCUGGGACCACCAGCACCUGGCCACCCCGCUGCACUGCGCGGCGAGUGCCGGCAGCCUGGCCUGCGUGCGGCUGCUGCUGGGAGCGGGCGCCGAGGUGGACGCGGGCAUCACGUGCCGCAGCCCACUGCACUACGCCGUGCAGAGCGAGGCGACAGACUGCAUGAGGGAGCUGCUGCGGGCCGGGGCCAGCCCCAACACCCCGCAGGUGUACACGGAGACGCCCCUGCACGUGGCGGCCGCCAGGGGCUCGGCUGCCAGCGUGCAGCUGCUGCUGGAGCACGGGGCAGACGUGCGCGUGCAGAUGGGGCCCUCCAAGACCACGGCGCUGCACCUGGCCGCCGAGGACGAGAGCGCCGAGUGCGCGCGGCUGCUGCUGGACGCCGGCGCAGACGUGGACGCCCCCAACAGCCGCCUGCAGACCCCGCUGCACCUGGCCGCCCUGGCGCAGGCGGGCGAGACCCUGGACCUGCUGCUGCGGCGCGGCGCCGACCCCAGCGCGCUCGACGUGGACGGCCGCACCCCGCUGCACGGAGCCAUCGUCAAGACCUGCCGCUCCUGCGAGUGCGUGCGCGCGCUGCUGGAGGCGGGCGCCGCCGUCAACCAGGCCGACAGCUUCGGCUACUCGCCGCUGCACAUCGCGGCGCUCAACGAGCUGUCGGCCUGCGUGUGGCUGCUGCUGCGCCACGGGGCCGACAUGACGGCGCGCACCCACGGCGGUGUGUCCGCCCUCACCUUUAUAGUGCGCAGGACGCCCGCCGUGCUGCCGCGCAUCCUCUCCCAGCUGGACGCGGCCGUGAAGCUGCACGAGCACGAGAUCGGCGACGUGGACUGCGAGCUGAAGCUGGACUUGCGCGUGCUGGUGCCGAGCGUGGAGCGAGGGGAGAGCGGCCUGCUGCUGGCCUUCAUCGAGGUCGGCCAGCGCCACAUUCUGCAGCACCCGCUCUGCGAGACCUUCCUCUUCCUCAAGUGGCGGCGCAUCAGGAAGUUCUUCUUGUUCAGCCUCGUCUUCCACUCCGUGUUCGCGCUCUUGUUCUCCAUCUACAUAUGGCUCAUGUACCUCAACAACUGCUCCGAGGACGUGGGGAACUCCUCGGGAUGUCAAAUCCCCAAAUACCUGGACGUGAUAGGGUACAUAGUGAUAGCCUUCAACAUGCUGUUCCUGGGCAAGGAAGUAUUCCAGAUCGCGCACAGCUGGACGAGCUACAUCAACCACUGGGAGAACUGGCUUCAGUGGCUCAUCAUCGCGUGUGUGUUCCCGUGCGUGGUGCACGUCCACCGUGGCGGCAGUGUGAAGCAAGACGUCCAAGACUGGCAGCACCAUGUUGCCGCGGUCGCCAUCUUCUUCACCUGGGUGGAGCUCAUGAUGAUCGUCGGUCGCUUCCCCAUGUUCGGCCUGUACGUGCAGAUGUUCACCAUCGUCGCCAUCAACUUCGCCAAAUUCUUGCUCACGUACACCUGCCUGUUCCUGGCGUUCUCGCUGAGCUUCGGCGUGCUCUUCUCCAACUACCCCGCCUUCCAGAACCUGGGCUGGUGCCUCAUCAAGACCCUGGUGAUGAUGUCCGGCGAGCUAGAGUUCGAGGACAUCUUUUACAACAACGUGGAACAGUACCCGGUGCAGUACCCGUUCACUUCUCACGUGCUCUUCGCGGCGUUCGUGAUCCUCGUGACGGUGAUCCUGACGAACCUGCUCGUGGGGCUGGCGGUGAGCGACAUCCAGGGGCUGCAGCAGUCGGCAGGCCUGGACCGCCUGGUGCGGCAGGCGCAACUGGUGGCACACCUGGAGAGCAUGUUGUUCUCCCGCCUGCUGCGUUGCCUGCCUGCCAAGCUACUGACCCUGUGUCACCGGAGCGCCCUGCUACUCACCUCGCCCUACCAGAGCUCGCUCUACAUCCGCCCCAACGACCCGCGCGAGCGCCGUGUGCCACGAGACAUCGUGGGCAGCGCCUACCGCCUGGUGGCAGAGCGGCGCAAGCACCGGCGAGACCACCGCUCCCCGUCGGCCGGCGACUACAGCUACGUCAAGCUCACGCACCCCAGCGUCGCCAACGACUGCUACCUGUACGUGCCGCGCGCCAGAGAGGCAGAGGCUGCCUGGGCGCAGGUACAGUCCCAGCUGGACACUGUGGCCGCGGAGGCUCGGCAGCAGUACAGUCACAUCCACCAGAGUCUGCUCAAGCUGCAGCAGCAGCUGGAGGCUGCGCACAUUCAGCCAGCAGUCCCCAGUACUCACAGCUGAGCUUACUCUCGUGUGCAUUUGGACGCUAAUUUAUAUGUAUAAAAUAAGAGUAACUAAAUGAUUAAUUUAAGCAUAUUCUAACCGAACUCCAAUAAUUAUUCAUGUACACUGUUACCUGUAGCAGAGCAUUAGAUAUAACUGGUGAUUGCAUCCUAAGUAUGGAUUAAAAUUUAAUAUUGAAAACUUAUGUACAUACUAUUAUUUGAAGUAAUUACUAUUUGGCAUUAACAGGUUCAGCAAGUGCUUGCUAGAAUCACUGAACACUUGACAUGGCCAGACCCUCGGUGCCCUUCAUACCCAGGCUAGGUCAUCAGAGGCUCAGCUCCCCCAGACAAUGCACACGACUCUGGAGGGUACCAAGGGAUAGGGAGGAGGGGUUGUUGACACUAUGCCCUGGGUACUCUGGAGGGUACCAAGG